AUGUUGGGCAACUUUUAUCAAACGCUGGAAAAGUUUGACGACGCGGAGCGGGAGUAUCGACGCGCGCUGGAGCUCGGGACGAACGUGGACGCGGCGAAUAAUUUAGCGAUGAUAUUACAGGCGCGAGGAGAGUUAGAUGAGGCGGAAGCGUAUUACUUAAAGGCGUUAGAGCCGGAUCCCGAUUGCGUCGACGUGCUCUUUAAUUGGGCGACGUUGAAGCUCGAGUGUCGAAAAGACUUGAACGCCACGCGGAUUUUGAUUGAACGCAUCGUUACGAUACAGCCAGAUCUUAAGAAACAUCCGCUG
Molecule: messenger RNA, 306 nt
Organism: Ostreococcus lucimarinus CCE9901
Lineage: Eukaryota; Viridiplantae; Chlorophyta; Mamiellophyceae; Mamiellales; Bathycoccaceae
Exons: 1
Molecular function (GO): protein binding
Source: RefSeq, a predicted model, not a curated record